Molecule: messenger RNA, 5577 nt
Organism: Effrenium voratum
Lineage: Eukaryota; Dinophyceae; Suessiales; Symbiodiniaceae
Source: the annotation of a GenBank genome assembly
AUGACGGUCUACAAUCCGUUCGACUUUUUCGUGGAGGAAAGUGCCGAAGAAUGGCCAUUCGAAUACCCGGAAGAUUUGCGUGACGACCUUCAGAUCUACAGGAAGACGGAACAGCCGGGUCCUCGUCUGGAACAAUUCCUGGCAUCGGUUCCAAGAGAUCGUCUGAGAACAAUCGAUUUCAUCGUCGCCUUAAAUGCCCGCGUCUCGAACGAAAUCGGUUACGUCAUCCGCAUGGAACCGGGUGUCCAGACGCCGGAGGAGACCUUUGAAAGGGGAACAGGCUCUUGCCGGGAUUCCAGCUGGCUUCUGGUUCAGGCCAUGCGUCAUCUGGGCUUCGCCGCCCGUUUUGUUUCAGGUUAUCUCAUUCAGCUGAAACCGGACCUGGAAGCCCUGGACGGUCCGUCCGGCACCGAUCAUGACUUUACGGAUCUUCAUGCCUGGGUCGAGGUUUACCUUCCCGGUGCAGGAUGGAUCGGCCUGGAUCCGACAUCCGGUCUUCUCACAGGCGAAAGCCACAUUCCCCUGGCGGCUACACCGCACUAUUCGAAUGCCGCGCCGAUCGUCGGUGUUGCCAGUGCGGCCGAAGUCGACUUUUCCUUCGACAUGCAGGUUUCCCGCAUCGCGGAGCACCCGCGUAUUACAAAGCCCUUUUCCGAAGAAUCCUGGUCAGCCCUAAAUCGGCUCGGAACCAAUGUCGACCGUGUUCUGGAACAGGAAGACGUGCGUCUGACGAUGGGCGGUGAACCCACCUUUGUGUCCAUUGACGAUUUUGAAGCCGACGAAUGGAAUACGGACGCGGUCGGCCCCACGAAACGGGGACUUGCGGAUAUUCUCAUCCGCCGCUUGCGUGACCGGUUCGCGCCCGGUGGAUUUCUUCACUACGGCCAGGGAAAGUGGUACCCGGGCGAAACCCUGCCACGCUGGACAUUUUCGCUCUACUGGCGGCGCGACAAAAAACCGAUCUGGCGCGAUCCCGGCCUCAUCGCCGAAGAAGGCGAAGACACCGGAAUAGAUGCGGACAAGGCUCAGACCUUCAUGCAACGGGUUGCCAGUCGCCUCGACCUGGAAACCGAUUGUGUGGUCCCGGCGUACGAGGAUCCCGCUGUCUGGCUGGUGAAGGAAGCCAAUCUUCCGGCAAACGUUACACCUGACAACUCGGAACUGGAGGAUGCGGAGGCGCGUCACCGGAUCGCCCGCGUUUUCGACAGGGGACUUGCGACGCCUGCCGGAUACGUUCUGCCGAUCCAGCGCUGGCAGUCCAAGGCAGAUGGCGGUCGUUGGCGAUCCGAAAACUGGAAGCUGCGCCGCAAGGCAUUGUUCCUGAUACCCGGUGACAGUCCCGUCGGAUACAGAUUGCCUCUGGAAUCCCUGCCCCAUGUACCUCCGGCCAGCUAUCCCUACACGAACAUACUCGAUCCGACCGUGCCGAGGCCGCCACUGCCCGAAUUCCCCGCAGGCCCCCGUCCGGAGCGGCCUCAGGGCAUUGCCCGGUUCACGGCGAACGACCCUAGUCAGGUCAGGCAGGAACAGGAACUUCCUGAAGACGAUCUUGACGACGACGCGGUUCGCACGGCCUUGUCGGUCGAACCCAGAGACGGCAGGCUCUGUGUGUUCAUGCCGCCUGUCGAACAGCUUGAGGACUACCUGGAGCUGAUCUCGGUCGCCGAAGCGGCAGCGGAGGAACUCGGCCUUCCCGUCCAUAUCGAAGGCUACCCGCCGCCAACCGAUCCACGCAUGAACGUUAUCCGAGUUGCUCCUGAUCCCGGUGUGAUCGAAGUCAAUAUCCACCCGGCGACAAGCUGGCAGGAAUGCGUCUCGAUCACCGAAGGUGUCUAUGAAGAAGCGCGGCAAUGCCGGUUGGGCGCCGACAAGUUCAUGAUAGACGGCAAGCACACCGGCACAGGGGGUGGCAACCACGUUGUUGUUGGCGGGGCGACACCUCUCGACAGUCCGUUCCUCAGACGUCCGGAUCUGUUGCGCAGCCUGAUCCUGCACUGGCAGCGCCAUCCCAGUCUGUCCUACCUUUUUUCCGGGCUUUUCAUAGGUCCGACAUCACAGGCCCCACGUGUGGAUGAAGCGCGCCACGACGGUCUCUACGAACUUGAGGUCGCGCUUUCCCAGGUCCAUCGCCCCGACGAGGGUCCUGCACCUUUCCCGUGGCUGUUGGACCGGCUCCUGAGAAACAUUCUCGUUGAUGUCACCGGCAACACGCACCGGGCGGAGAUCUGCAUCGACAAGCUGUAUUCCCCCGACGGUCCGACCGGGCGAUUGGGUCUUGUUGAAUUCCGCGGUUUCGAAAUGCCACCGGAUCCGCGCAUGAGCCUGGCGCAGCAACUUCUGCUCAGGGCCCUGAUUGCGCGACUCUGGUCGAGGAUGUCCACCUGGAACUCCGUCAGGCACUCGAACCGUGGCAUGUGCUUGGCGAAACCGGUGCGAUCGGCGGAACUGUGCGUGCGGCCCGUUUGGCGUCCUUUUCUGGAUCAUCUGUCAUCCAUGAGUCCGGAAGAUAUCAGCGACCGGUUCGCGCGGGGGAACCAGUAUCUGAAUGACGCUGGUGUUUAUUUUCGGCAAUACGGUCAGAACGAAGCACUGGAGCGGGAAUGGCCACUCAGCCAUAUCCCCGUGAUCAUAAGCGAAAGCGACUGGCAGAUUAUUGCAGAAGGCCUUGUUCAGCGGGCAGAGUUGCUGGAAAAGGUCGUCGGUGAUCUCUAUGGUGACAACAGGCUUGUGUCGGAAGGGUAUCUUCCGGCAAGCCUGAUUGCCGAAAGCACUGAAUGGCAACGCCCCCUGGUUGGCAUUACCCCGCCGUCAGACAACUUCCUUCAUUUUCUUGCAUUUGAAAUCGGCCGCGGCCCCGACGGAACCUGGUGGGUUCUUUCCGACCGGGCACAGGCGCCUUCGGGCGCAGGGUUUGCGUUGGAAAACAGGGUUGCCACCGGACGCGUGUUCAAUGAAUUCUUCGCCAGGGCGAAUGUCCACAGGCUUGCCGGUUUCUUCCGCCGGUUCCGCGAUCAUUUGCUGGAUCUGCGCGGAGAACAGGACAGCCGGGUCUCGAUCCUGACACCCGGCCCGCUCAACGAUACCUAUUUUGAACAUGCCUAUAUUGCCCGCUAUCUCGGAUUCAUGUUGCUGGAAGGUGAGGAUCUGACCGUCGAAAACGGGCACUUGAUGGUCCGCACGGUUGCAGGACUGAAGCCGGUCAGUGUCUUGUGGCGGCGGCUCGACUCGGCAUGGACCGAUCCGGUUGAACUCAACGAGGAAUCGCAUCUCGGCACGCCCGGCAUGGUGCAGGCCGUCCGUGAGGGCAACGUGACGAUGAUCAAUGCCCUGGGGACCGGCAUUCUGGAAACCCGCGCCCUGCUCGCGUUCCUGCCGCGGAUCUGCCAGCACCUUCAGGGAGAGGGACUGAAACUGCCGAAUGUCGCCACGUGGUGGUGCGGUGAAGAGACGACACGUUCCUAUGUGAAAGAGCACGCCGAAACCAUGAUGUUCAGCCCGGCUCGCUCAACUGCCCUGCCUUUCACUUCUUCGCAGACGGAUUUCAUCGGAAAGGACUCCGACAAAUUCCGCAAAGGCAUCCUUGAAAACUGGAUAGACAGCGAAAAAGGCAAUCUUGUUGCACAAGAGGCCGUCACUCUGUCGACAACCCCGGCCUAUGACGAAGGCCUGCUUGUCCCGCGACCGAUGAGCCUGCGCGUCUUUCUGGCGCGCACCCACAAGGGGUGGGAAGUCAUGUCUGGAGGAUUUGCACGGAUCGGCAAGGGGGAAAGUGCCAGCGCGAUCGCAAUGCAGACGGGGGGAUCGGCAGCCGAUGUCUGGAUUGUCGGUGAGCGUAAACCCUACAGGGAAACCCUGCUGCAUCAGACCGAGUCUCCUUUCUUCAAAUCACAACCCGGUUCGCUGCCGUCGCGGGCGGCGGAUAAUCUGUUCUGGCUCGGUCGCUAUGUGGAGCGCGCGGAAGGCGCAGUGCGACUGCUGCGUGCUUAUCAUGCACGCCUGAUGGAAACAGCGGACCCGGAUGCACCUCUUGUGGCAAAGACAGCUGACUAUCUGGACAAGAUCGGUGUUCCACCGGAAAAUCCUGUACCUGAGGGUCUGUGUGAGAUGCUGCAAUCGGCGGUGAACAGUGCCGGCAAGGUCCGGGAUCGUUUUUCAGUGGAUGGAUGGCUGGCUCUCAACGAUCUCGCGCAAACCGCUAAUGGCGCAAGACGUGUCAUGAACGAAAACGCCGAUAUUCCCCGAGCAAUGAGCCUGUUGCUGCGAAAGAUCACGGGUUUUUCCGGGUUGGUACACGAAAACAUGUACCGGUUCACAGGCUGGCGAUUCCUGAGCAUUGGACGCGCGCUUGAGCGCGCAAAUCGCAUGACGGAUCUUCUUUCGGUCUUCACUGGUCCGAACGCUCCGGAAGGGGCUCUGGAAAUGCUGCUUGAAGUCGGUGACAGUGCCAUGUCGAUGAGCCGCCGCUACGCCGUUUCGCUAAGUCAUGCAACUGUUCUGGACCUGCUUGCCAUGGAUCCCAAGAAUCCACGUUCGGUCAUGUACCAGCUGACGGACAUGAAGGAGCACAUAAGCGUGCUGCCGGGCGCGACGGACCGUGGUUACCUGUCAGAUCUCGCGCGCGCGAUUCUCCAGGUUCACACCAACCUUGCCGUCGCAACACCGGAGACUUUGACGCCCGAAGCCCUGGAGGAAAUCAAGGACCAGAUCGCUUUCCUUUCGGUGGAGGUUACCGAUGCCUACAUCCGUCCGGCCAACUCGGGGCGCCAUGCACUUCGGCUGGUCCCCGCGACGAUACCGGGCGAACAGCAUCUUGAGUCUUCCAGCAUCAGGCUUUCACCGGGCCCGUCUGAACGCCGGGACAGAAUUGACUUUUUCGGCAAUGCAGUCACCGAUGUCGCCUACCGAAGACCGCAUAGCGAACUGGUUUUCAGUCUGGCCGCCAGGAUCAACCGGACGGCAACACCCGAAGAGUUCGAUAUCUCGCCACCCCUGAAAAGCCUGGGAAGGGAGCUGCGUGCAAUACAAUCGCUCAAGCCGGAUGAACCCGUUCAUUUUCUGACUGCGUCGCCGCGCCUGCCGCUUGCACCGGCGUUUGCCGUUUAUGCCCGGCAACAUGCGGCCCCGGACAUGAGCGCAAUUUCCGCCGUCGAGACAAUCGGCAGGGCUUUGCAUGCCGAUAUGGACUUUGACGCGGAUGCAACCACCGUCGACACACCUGCGCUUGAAGCCUUCGAACGCCGUCACGGCGUUUGCCAGGACUUUUCCCACAUCAUGAUCGCCUGCCUCAGAAGUAUCGGUAUUCCGGCGGGCUAUGUGAGCGGCUUCCUCAGGACUAUUCCACCUGAAGGCAAACCGCGCCUGGAAGGCGCCGACGCGAUGCAUGCCUGGAUACGCGCCUGGUGCGGCAUCGAUGUUGGCUGGAUCGAGUACGACCCGACCAAUGCCCUUCGGGUCGGACAGGACCAUAUCGUUGUUGCCCGAGGCCGGGACUACGGCGAUACGGCUCCGGUGAAGGGUGUCCUGAGAACCUCAGGCACCCAGACCACCGACCACAAGGUAGAUGUGAUCCCGCGCUGA